UAUGGAGUAUGAAUAAUUUAAAUCGAGUAUAAGGUCUUGAUUUCCAUGCCGUAUCGACCAGACUAUUAUCAUGUAGACAUAACCAGGUACCGAAGCUUAAAAUUAUAUCUGUUAAAUUAAAUGCACAAAGAAAUGGGCAACAACCACAGUGGACAAAGGCUUAAGCGUACUCUGAAAAAGAAAGCAAGCUUGAGCAGUGAGAAUGAGUAUCUCAAGAUGCAGUUCAAAAUAACAGACGAACAAUUAAAAGAGUAUAGAUCACUUUUUAAAGAUCAUUCUGAUAACAACAAAGUAAUUACAAGAAGCGAAUUCAGGGAUGUAUACCAACUUAUAUAUAAAAGUGGCGAUGCUACUGAAUUUGCCGAUCGUGUUUUUGACGUGUUUGACAGUGAUAAGAGUGGAACUGUAGAUUUUAUCGAGUUUGCAGCAGGACUAACAAUGAUGGAUAGUGAGAAGCUUGAACAGAAAAUAUCCAUUGCCUUCAGUAUGUAUGACGAAGAUGGCAGCAAUACCCUAUCAAAACAGGAAGUCAUAAACAUGAUACAGGCUUAUUACAGACUUCUGGGACCUGAUGUUAGUAGAUCACCAGUAGAGAUAGCCAAUGACCUAUUUAGAAAAAUGGACCUUGAUAAAGAUGAUUCAGUUACAUAUGAGGAAUUUGCUAGCGUAGCAAAAAGAGAUCCAACUGUGCUCGAAAUUCUUAAUCCGAAAGCUUGAAAAAUCAAAAUAUGCAUUUGAUAUAACGCAGCAUUUACAUGGUGUACGGCCUCGAAAGUACACACAUUGUUAUAUAGCAUUAUUUGAAUAGUUGUUGUACCCCGUUUAAUGGCUUAAUACGAAAAUUGAGGUAAAGACCAGUGUUUUGUUUUGUCUCUGAGCAACAGAUGCAAUGAUAAUGGAUGACUAGAGUGCAGAGCUUAUGGAUGAGUUGUGGAUGUUUAGAGUUUGACAGCAGACGUUAUAUUGGAAACCAUCUCAAAUGUCAAAUGAACAUUCUAAAAAUGAAAAGUACAAAUUACCGAUUUGUCCCAUCAUGUUUUAAAGAUAGACAUCA
Molecule: messenger RNA, 1054 nt
Organism: Mytilus trossulus (common blue mussel)
Lineage: Eukaryota; Metazoa; Mollusca; Bivalvia; Mytilida; Mytilidae
Product: neurocalcin homolog
Exons: 3
Coding region: 121-717 (198 amino acids)
Molecular function (GO): calcium ion binding
Source: RefSeq, a predicted model, not a curated record